Molecule: messenger RNA, 2903 nt
Organism: Nylanderia fulva
Lineage: Eukaryota; Metazoa; Arthropoda; Insecta; Hymenoptera; Formicidae
Source: RefSeq, a predicted model, not a curated record
UACACACAAUUAAAUACAUAAAAUGUAACUCAUUCAAAAUUAUGUCUAACUUAUGCGCACAGCGUGAAUCGGGACUGCCAAUUAGCAUCACGGAAAAGCUACAACAAUGUCUAUUACAUGCUUUUAUUAGAAGCGCCGAUUUUCUGCUGAACUGAUCAAACUAACGUCAGAAGAUUCAGCAUACCCGCGUUGUUUACCUUGUAUAUUUAAGAGUUAUAAGUGUAUAAUUUUAUAAUAGUAGACAAGACUGUGUAUGUAUGCGCGCGCGCGUGUGUGUGUGUGUGUGUGUUUGUCGUAAAGUUAUCCACCACUCGUCAUCCUCGGUAGUUUCAUGUCUUCUCUCGUACAAGCACGUAUUACUUAUGCAAUAUUCUCUGUUUUCAAGAAAGAAACGUCAAAGCCGAAUAUAGUGAUACAUUAUAUUUUACUAAAUCUAGUGUGAUAAUUAAAAAUUAAUCGCGUAAUCGUCUACAUUGUAAUUGUUGACAUUGUUAGAAUAAAAUCAGAUCAAAAUGGAAGAGAUAAUUUAAUUUUAUUAUAUGUGUGUAUUACGCACAUAUCUUUCAACUAAUUAAUACAAAAACUAUAUAAAUUAGGCACAAAAUUAAUAUAGAUUCUUUUUAUUAUUGAAAACUAAAAUUUGUAUGAGAAAUAAUGAAUGUACCAAUAGGUUUUGAUUGAUUUCACUAAUAAUUUCUCUAGUGUAUAUCUUUUUGUGAAAUAAUGUUUGUAAAAAGUUUCGCGUUUCUGUGUUGCGGGUUUUUUCUCCUCAUUAUUUCUUCAUCGAAAUCUCAGCAAAAUUAUACCAACAACGAAGACAAAGGUCGUAAUUUGACAGUGCGAUACGAGAUAUAUGCGGAUUCUACAACAAUUUAUAGUGACAAGAUAAAAUCACUCCGAUAUAAUCUGUAUGAAAGGUUUACCGACAAUAUGCAACAUAAUGAAAUGGAAUAUGAAUUUAGCACUAUUUCCACAAAUAUCAAUCGCAAGGAUGAAGAUUCGAUAAUACAUAAUCUAAGAAGACGUUCUGCUCACAAUCAUAAGAAUGAUGACAAAAUAUUGAUAUCCUCUCACAUCAAUUCGACAAAUGUUAAUCAUAAAAUAACUCUGCGUCACAAAAGGUUUAUGAAAACCUGCUUGAAAUGAAUGAUUCCAUGUCGAAUAAAGUCUUUGAAAAUUCCACUAAGAAUAGUUAUGAAAGUAACAUCGUCCCAUACGAAACUUGUCAUAAUAUAACUUGCAUUCAGUUCUGCUGUCCUCUUGGUAGUAUCAUGAGAUGGAAUGACUCUAAAUGUAUUCCAAUAGAAUAAAAUAUGUUUUUCCGAAUGUGUACGAAUACACAAACGAUUUAACGCAGAACGAAAGUAAGCAAGUAAACGAAUUCUUUUACUUAGCCAUCUACGAUCCGUGCUUAAAAACGCAACGUUACAUAGUACGCGAUCGUCCGUACAAUUAUAAAAUUUUAGUUAAUGGUUCUAUUUAUUUAUCUUCUUAUAAAAUAUUAUUUAAAUCGAAAUCAUACUGCCUCACCGUCUUCUUGGAAAGGGGAAUAGGUUUGAAGUGACUUCUGUUCGGAAACUCAUAAUGAAAUUUUCAGGAACAAAUUGAAGUACACACCUGAGUAUAGUUGGAUAACUCAUACAAUAAAAAUAUAUUCCAGCUUGACUUUAGUGUGUAUAUUAUUUUUGAUGGUAGUAUUUCUAGUGUAUUCCAUAUUGCCAGAACUCCGAAAUGAACACGGCUUUAUGUUGCGCAAUUACAGUGCAGUUACAUCCAUCGCAUUGAUGAUUGAAAUUGUGAGAGUUUUAAAUGUCAAAGAAGAUAUGUCAUAUCCCAUCUGUAUUACAAUUGCCUUUAUGGAAUAUUUUUGUAAUUUGUCUGGUUUAUUCUGGCUAAGUACAAUGAGCUUUAAUAUGUGGCGGACUUUCAGAGGAUUCUCUUCGUUACAAAGAAACGUCAGACAACCAGGGAAAAAAACGUUGGUAUAUUAUGCUAUUUUUGCGUACGGAUGUCCAUUUGUACUUGCUAUUGUUUGUGUCAUCGUUGUGGAUUAUGUUUCCGAGUAUUUACCAUAUAUUUUGAGACCAGAAUUCAAAAUAGGAUUUUGCUGGUACCCUGCGAAUCAUUUGGAAGCAUUUAUAUUAUAUAAUUACUGGAUCGCAACUGUCUGUAUUAUUAGUAGCAUUUGCUUAUCCAUCUCUGCGGCAAGGAACAUCAAACGUUACGAAAAGGAUACAAACUUCAGUCUAACAGAUUCGGAAAGCAAGCAGUAUAAUAACAAUAAGAAAUGAUAUAUGUAGGAGAAGACCGGAUAAAUGAGAGUCAGGAAAGAAUCCGGAUCAAAUAAGGAAUUAUUAUUAGAGUAUAAUGUAUUUAUUGCGAAAUCAAGGUGCCUCUUGUCGUCCAAAUACGAAAUGUUCCCUUGUCUCUUCGCCGUCGCUCCGACCUCGGCGGUCCUCUGUCCGAUCGUAUAAGAGAGAGUGUCUGAGAGUCCGUGAUGAAGCGUAAAAGUGCGUCCAAAAAGAGAGAGUUAUGUGUCCUUCUACCAAAAAUCGCUGAUACUUAUAUCGCUCCUAAUUUUCCCUAAUAAUCCCUUCCUAUCAUACUUGAGCCAAUCGCUAAGCGACAACUAACCCGUGCUCUGGUUUGUUUUUGAACGGUCGCAUCUGUUAUUUUCUACACGGAUCAAAUCUCUUAUUAUUCGCACACAGUAACAUAAAUAUAAAUAAAUAAUCGAACACGAGGACGAGACGACAAGGCGACAAUAAUAUGAUGGCGUGAUAUAUACUCUUGAAAAUAAUCGCACGCCUACACUCAUUUCCCCCUUUUUUUAAGAAUUGUAAUUUAUUUCAUCACUUUUCAAUUUAAUAAUUUGACAGAUAGAAUUUAUUUUUUUUUUGAAA